This is a messenger RNA of Cladophialophora bantiana CBS 173.52, 1140 nucleotides long. RefSeq lists its product as uncharacterized. The record is from RefSeq and is a predicted model, not a curated record. The transcript is spliced from 3 exons. Lineage: Eukaryota; Fungi; Ascomycota; Eurotiomycetes; Chaetothyriales; Herpotrichiellaceae. Bases 1 to 1140 code for a protein of 379 amino acids.
AUGGCGACGAAACUGCAGGUUCCGGCAUCCUCAUCCAUCGUCAACGUCUCCAUCAUCGACAGCACCUCUCGCAUCAACAAUCUCCCCUACUACAUCGCCAUGACACCUCUGUACCCGGGCUACGAACACGGCUUCGUGCCCUGCUACGUCUUCCUGAUCCAUCACCCCCUGGCAAACACCCGCCUUCUGUACGAUCUGGACCUGCGCAAGAACAACACCCAUCUGAACCCGCACCUGGUCAAGAAGAUGGUGCCGCUACAGCUCGGAUUCAGCAUCGAGAAGGACACGGCGGACAUCCUGCAUGAGAACCAGCUAGGCCUGCGGGCUAUCGACACGAUUAUCCUGUCGCACCACCAUUUCGACCACGCCGGAGACACGACCAAGUUCCCUCCCACGACAAACCUGCUCGUCGGCCCGGGGACCAAGGCCAAGUACAGGCCGGGAUAUCCUGCAGACCCGGACAAUCAGGGGUCGACCUCGGACACAGCGAUCCGCGGGUUCUGCGAUAUCUGCGGAUUCAAGGUUUUCGACUGUUUCGGCGACGGCAGCCUCUACAUCCUCCACACGCCAGGACAUACCGCAAACCACCUCUCCGCGCUGGCGAGGACGACGCCGGCCACGGCUGAAGAGAACUCGACCUUUAUUUUCAUGGCCGGCGACCUCGUGCAUAGCGGCAUGUGCUUCCGCCCCGACAGUCACAUCGACGUCCUCAUCACCAUUCCGAACCGAGCCCUUAACACGCCUCCACCGUCUCUAUCCAUCCAUCACCACCACCACCACCACCACCUCCUCCUCCUCCUCCUCCUCCUCCUCUCCCCCCCUUACUCUUCUGAGACUGAGCCAGACGACCCCCGCACCCAACCCUUCAGCCUAAUCGCCCGCAGCGUCGAAGAAGACAGCGCGGUCUCCCAGGCCAAUGCGACGACGCUGGCCGCGCGCUUCGAUGCCGACUCGGAUGUCCUGGCCAUCUACGUCCGCGACGACCGCCUGCUGGACAGCGGCGGCGUGCUCGAAUUUUUCCCCAAGGCGACGCCAACGAACGAGUGGAAGGGGAAGGGGUGGAAGAUCAGGGGACACUGGCGGUUUCGGGAUAAGAUGGUCCGCGCGUUCGAGGCCGCCGGCGGUGCCAACGACCGAUAG